Messenger RNA from Notothenia coriiceps (black rockcod), 2011 nucleotides. RefSeq names its product cellular communication network factor 1, like 2 (gene ccn1l2). Gene Ontology annotation, cellular component: extracellular region. Gene Ontology annotation, biological process: positive regulation of cell migration; signal transduction; positive regulation of cell differentiation. The coding region runs from base 210 to 1400 and encodes 396 amino acids. Gene Ontology annotation, molecular function: heparin binding; integrin binding. Lineage: Eukaryota; Metazoa; Chordata; Actinopteri; Perciformes; Nototheniidae. The record is from RefSeq and is a predicted model, not a curated record. The transcript is spliced from 5 exons.
GAGCUGACCUGUGCCAAACAGCAGCACACUGUCGAGCAGACGGGUGUACCUCUGGUGCACAGACUACACACUGUGGAUACAUUUCAUCCUGGAGCUCACAAAGCAAACGUCCUUCUCUCUGGACUUUGGACGGUCGACCUGAACAUCUUCUAACUUCUACAGUUCUUUAUACCUUUGGAAGGUUCUACCUUUUUGUCCCUGUAUUCAGGAUGCUCAGCGCUGUGACCCUGCAGCAGAUCCUCUCCAGCCUGUUUGUGCUGGGCAGCGCUGCAGUGAUGGCAGACAGUGGGUGUCCCGCUCAGUGCUCCUGCCCCCCUUCGCCCCAGCCCUGCCCGGCGGGCAUCAGUUGGGUGAGUGACCGCUGUGGCUGCUGUAAGGUCUGCGCUCAGCAGUUCAAUGAGGACUGCAGUGCCACCCAACCCUGCGAUCACAUCAAGGGGCUGCGCUGCCACCUGGGGGCCGGAGGAGACCCGGAGAGGGGGCUGUGUCGAGCGGAGGCCCAGGGUUUGCCCUGUGAGUUUGGGGGCCGGGUAUACCAGCAUGGAGAGGACUUCCAGCCCAGCUGCGAGCACCAGUGCACCUGCAUGGACCGGGUGGUGGGCUGCAUGCCCCUCUGCCCCCCCCAGGUGCCGCUGUCUACCUGGCGCUGUACGCGACCCCGGCUGGUCAGCCCGGAGAGGGGCUGCUGUGAGGAGUGGGUGUGUGACGACAACAACCACAUCGAUGAGGAGCCAGAUGAGCCGACACACACCUGCCUGCCAGACAGACAGCGGCCCCCCAACCACAUAAGUGCCCUGCUGCAGGCCCCGCUCCAGCCUUGGCACCGAGCUGCCACUGGGAGGGCAACGUUUAGAGAGAUGGUGUCUUUUCCCAUGUCUGAGGUGUUACCCCAAUCCAGCUGUUUCCCACAAACCACAGAGUGGACCGAGUGCUCCACCACAUGUGGGAUGGGCAUCUCGAGCCGAGUGACCAAUGACAACCGGGACUGUCAGCUGGUGAGGGAGAGCAGACUGUGUCAGGUCCGGCAAUGUGAGCCUCAGCUUCCUGUGGCUAACAAGAAGGGGAAGAAGUGUCAAAGGACUAUCCGCCCCCAGGAGCCGGUCAGAUUCUCCUUUGCUGGAUGCUUCACGAUACACCGGUAUCGGCUCCGCAGCUGUGGGACAUGCAGCGAUGGCCGCUGCUGCAGCCCCUCCCUGUCCCGCACCGUGCGGCUGCGCUUCCACUGCCCCGAUGUAGAGGGCUUCUACAGGAACGUGAUGUGGAUCCAGCGCUGCAGCUGCACCACCAGCUGUGGUCCGUACAGCGCUCCCUCCAGCCCGGCAGUCAGCCUCCACAACGACAUCCACACCUUCAGCCCGUCAGUCAGCCUCCACAACCACAUCCACACCUUCAGGCGCUGAGGCUCCACCCCCCCCCCCCUGGCACGCUGGGAAAAGACAUUUCUCCUGCCCCCCUCUACCCAACUCAGCAAAACACUAGCUUGCACUUUAAGCACCCUGCCACAAUGACAUCAGUUUGUCUACACAUGAGGUGUGUUACAACAGUACGCUGUUAGACUGUGGCCAGAGAGCUUUCACUGAAACUCCUUAACUUAAUUAUUAUGUCCUCUCCACAGAGGGUGAUGGUUUGUCAUAUAGACGAGGAUCAUUAGUGAUGUCAAAUAUGGACAUUUGAAAUAAUGAUGAAGAACUGAAUGACCAAAGACAUGUCCAUUAUUGACUAUAGUGGCUGUGUUCUCUGUUGCCUGUGCUUUGUGUUACAAUGUUUCCUGUGUGUGUGUGUGUGUGUGUGUGUGUGUGUGUGUGUGCGUGCGUGCGUGCGUGCGUGCGUGCGUGCGUGCGUGCGUGCGUGCGUGUGUGUGUGCGUGUGUGUGUGUUGUUAACUUUCAUGUUAGAUUGCUGAGACAGAGAUAGAUUCAAUAUAUAUGUACAGUGGCGCAAAAAAGUAUUUAGUCAGCCACCAAUUGUGCAAGUUCUCCCACUUAAAAAGAUGAGAGAGGCCUGUAAUUUUC